Molecule: messenger RNA, 1162 nt
Organism: Urocitellus parryii (Arctic ground squirrel)
Lineage: Eukaryota; Metazoa; Chordata; Mammalia; Rodentia; Sciuridae
Gene: Adh5
Product: alcohol dehydrogenase 5 (class III), chi polypeptide
Biological process (GO): formaldehyde catabolic process
Cellular component (GO): cytosol
Molecular function (GO): zinc ion binding; S-(hydroxymethyl)glutathione dehydrogenase [NAD(P)+] activity; alcohol dehydrogenase (NAD+) activity
Source: RefSeq, a predicted model, not a curated record
GCCCAUCUCCGGCGCCGACAGACCCGUGGACAUGGCGAACCAGGUUAUCAAGUGCAAGGCCGCAGUUGCCUGGGAGGCUGGAAAGCCUCUCUCUAUUGAGGAGGUAGAAGUAGCACCCCCAAAGGCUCAUGAAGUUCGAAUUAAGAUCAUUGCCACUGCACUUUGCCACACUGAUGCUUAUACUCUGUGUGGAGCUGAUCCUGAGGGUGUUCCAGUGAUCUUGGGACAUGAAGGUGCUGGAAUUGUGGAAAGUGUUGGUGAAGGAGUUACUAAGUUUAAGGCAGGUGAUACUGUCAUCCCGCUUUACAUCCCACAGUGUGGAGAAUGCAAAUUUUGUCUAAAUCCAAAAACAAACCUUUGCCAGAAGAUAAGAGUCACUCAAGGGAAAGGAUUAAUGCCAGAUGGUACUAGCAGAUUUACUUGCAAAGGAAAGACAAUUUUACAUUACAUGGGAACCAGCACAUUUUCUGAAUACACAGUUGUGGCUGAUAUCUCAGUUGCUAAAAYAGACCCUUCAGCACCUUUGGAUAAAGUCUGCCUUCUUGGUUGCGGCAUUUCAACUGGGUAUGGUGCUGCGGUGAACACUGCCAAGGUAGAACCUGGCUCUACUUGUGCAGUCUUCGGCCUCGGAGGAGUUGGAUUGGCAACUAUCAUGGGCUGCAAAGUUGCUGGUGCAUCCCGGAUCAUUGGUGUGGACAUCAAUAAAGAUAAAUUUGCAAGGGCCAUAGAAUUUGGAGCCUCCGAAUGUAUUAAUCCCCAAGACUUCAGUAAACCCAUCCAGGAAGUGCUCAUUGAGAUAACUGAUGGAGGAGUGGACUACUCCUUUGAGUGUAUUGGUAAUGUGAAGGUCAUGAGAGCAGCACUUGAGGCAUGCCACAAAGGCUGGGGUGUCAGCGUGGUGGUUGGAGUAGCUGCUUCAGGUGAAGAAAUCUCCACCCGUCCAUUCCAGCUGGUGACAGGUCGCACAUGGAAAGKCACUGCCUUUGGAGGUUGGAAAAGUGUAGAAAGUGUCCCAAAGUUGGUGUCUGAACAUAUGUCCAAAAAGAUAAAAGUUGAUGAAUUUGUGACUGGCAACGUGUCCUUUGACCAAAUUAAUGAAGCUUUUGAACUUCUGCAUUCAGGAAAGAGCAUUCGAACUGUUGUUAAGUUUUAAAUUCCAAAA